AUGAUCAAACGCAUGGCAGGCAAGCUUACUGCGCACAUUGGCGGUCAUCAUAACGGCAAGGGCUUCCUGGGCGCAACUGGUUUGACCCCUUCAUCACCGUCCGAAGCGAUGUACCCAGACACGACGACAUUACCCACGAUACCGAUGGCCGUCUCGUCUCUGGAACAUCGCGACUCGAUAUCAACAGAGCGAACCUCGACCAGCAUGGGAGACGAGAGCGUCGCGGGUGGGCGCUUCGGUAUCGAGGCACCUAGGUUCUCUGCGCGCCCACAGCGACCGAAGGGGACAUACCGACUCUCAGACUUUAGUAUCCAACGGACGUUAGGAACGGGCAGCUUUGGUCGGGUACAUCUAGUGCGGAGUAAACACAAUGGUCGCUUCUACGCCAUCAAGGUCCUCAACAAAGAGAGAAUCGUCAGGAUGAAGCAAAUCGAACACACGAAUAACGAGAUGAAGAUGCUCGAGUCUGUGCAGCACCCGUUUAUAAUCAACCUUUGGGGUUCGUUCCAGGACUCUAGCAAUCUGUAUAUGGUUAUGGAUUUCGUGCCGGGAGGAGAGCUGUUUACACUUCUGAGAAGGUCAAAUCGCUUCCCCGACCCCGUUGCCAAGUUCUAUGCCGCCGAGGUGGCGCUAGCGCUCAACUACAUGCAUUCGCUGGACAUAGUCUAUCGAGAUCUGAAGCCCGAAAACAUUCUGCUCAAUGUCGACGGACAUAUCAAGAUUGCUGACUUUGGAUUUGCCAAACUUUGUGCGACAACGACAUGGACACUGUGCGGGACACCCGACUACCUAGCACCCGAGAUUGUCAGCCAGCAACGGUACAACAAGAGUGUCGACUGGUAUGCGCUCGGCGUGUUGAUCUUCGAGAUGCUGUCAGGGCUACCGCCAUAUCACCAACCCGAACCCAACCACCUUGCGCUAUACGAGAAGAUUAUGCGUGGGCCCAAAAACAUCAGAUGGCCAGCAGCAGCCUUUAAUGAGAACGCGACGGAUCUCAUCUUGAAGCUCAUGGAAGGCGAUCCAUCACGGCGGUAUGGAAACCUGCGGCAUGGCGCUGGUGAUGUCUUUGCGCAUCCGUGGUUCAGAGAGGUCGAUUGGGAUCGACUUGCUGCUAGGGAGAUCACCGCACCGUAUCUGCCCCGAAUCAGUGGCGAUGGCGAUGCUAGCGCAUUCGACAAAUACCCUGAAGACAAUGUCCAAAACACCUACGGCCUACCAGCCUUGGACCCUUAUGGGGUCGUCUUCCCUGAUUUUGAAUAUACCGGCUCAUAG
This is a messenger RNA of Coprinopsis cinerea okayama7#130, 1272 nucleotides long. Its product is annotated as AGC/PKA protein kinase. Gene Ontology annotation, cellular component: nucleus; cAMP-dependent protein kinase complex. The coding region runs from base 1 to 1272 and encodes 423 amino acids. The transcript has 5 exons. Gene Ontology annotation, molecular function: ATP binding; cAMP-dependent protein kinase activity. The record is from RefSeq and is a predicted model, not a curated record. NCBI's taxonomy places the organism in Eukaryota, Fungi, Basidiomycota, Agaricomycetes, Agaricales, Psathyrellaceae. Gene Ontology annotation, biological process: peptidyl-serine phosphorylation.